Cylicocyclus nassatus is the source of this 813-nucleotide messenger RNA. The record is from the annotation of a GenBank genome assembly. NCBI's taxonomy places the organism in Eukaryota, Metazoa, Nematoda, Chromadorea, Rhabditida, Strongylidae.
AUGAAAUACAGAGCUUUAAUCAGCACACUAUUGUUCUUCGAAAACAUGUCCAUUGCUUUCUCUCAAGUACAGUAUACACUUCCUCCGCUGGGGGAAGCAGACAUUAUAGCUUCGACCUCAUCUUCGCGGACUCCUCAAGGAAUUUUCCACUACAGUGAUAACGAUAACAACUUCCAAUCUAAUUUCAAACUCCCAGAUUUCGAAAGGCUGGAUCCUAUUCGAAUGGCGAGUGAACUGCUGAGCGCAGCUGCUACAGCCGAGAGCAACCGAAAGACUUUGUCCGGUAUAAAUUUGCCACUUCCUUUCGCUGGAAAGCCUCUCAAACUAGAGCUGACAGGAGAGUCGCAAAGUGGUCUUUCCCUUCGGAGUCGAGAGGGCGAGCGUAAAGAUUCAAACAAAGACCUGACUCCUGAAGCUAGGGAUGCUUUCGCGAAGGCAAAGCAGAUCUGCCUUCACUCUUCAGCGGCUUCGUGCGAUGAGGCGCUUGACACACUUCAUCGUAUCAAAUAUGGCACAUCGUUGAUGUCUCCUCCACCUUCGCGCCAUCUACUUGACGACGAUCCUACAACUUCUUUUGCCAAACUAUUAGUGCCCUCGCUAGAAGAACGAUUAGAAGCGUUAGAAAAGGACGUCGAGACCACCACCACAAGUUCAGAUUCGUCAAUAGAACAAGCAGAAGAUGAUGAAGCUGAUCAUAAUAAGAGUUAUGAGGGCGAACGCCGCCAUCAUCCAUUCGAUAGUAUUCCGCAUCGUAUGUACAGAACUAGAUCGACAGCACGAAAAAUUCAGGAUUUCCUUCAUAGAAUUACAUAG